This is a messenger RNA of Brassicogethes aeneus, 1177 nucleotides long. The record is from the annotation of a GenBank genome assembly. Lineage: Eukaryota; Metazoa; Arthropoda; Insecta; Coleoptera; Nitidulidae.
GUCACAGCCGCUAGGACAUAGCAGGCUGCUGGUAGCAGCCCUAGACAAAAACAAUACACAAUUUACUCAAAUGGAAGUAUAGUAUAGUACCUUCAUUUUCCGAGAAGGCGCUGUUGUUAAUGACGAUGUUGCAACCCCGCCAUUGUUUAUCAAGCUGUCAGGCUAACAGUGUCAGCUUGUUUUGUUGUUUUUCUCUUGUGCAUUUCUAGACAAUUUAUAUUGCAAACUAUUUGCGAAGUAUUGUAUUAAAACAAUACUGUUUUACAUUUUGAAAGAUGGUUGCCGUAUAUUGUGCGGUUAAUAGUUGUUGGGGAUCCAAGGAAUCAAAACAUUCCUUUCCAAAUCCUUCAAAGAAUUUAGACUUGUUUAAUAAAUGGGUCAAGUUAUGUGCCAACAAACGACUUCUUGAGAUGACACCCCAAAAAAUUUACACCAACUGCAGAGUUUGUGCAAAGCAUUUUACUCUGAAAGACUUUUUACGUAAUAAUAGACUUGGCCGUCAGGCUUACCCAACAUUAUUAUUACCAGAUGAAUCGGGUGCAAAUAAUUCAAAUGGAGAUUUUCCACAACCAAUGGAGUUCAUUAAAGUAGAGCCAACAGAUUGUUGUGAUACUGUGGAAGAAAUACUUCCAGAAGAAAAUUUGGAAAUAAAAGAAGAGGAUUUAAGCGAAGAAAUUGAUAUGGAAUUUGCAGAACAGUGUAUAGAUUAUGCAAUAAAAUAUUUGAAGCAACGUAGCAAGACAAAUAAUAGACUUGGCCGUCAGGCUUACCCAACAUUAUUAUUACCAGAUGAAUCGGGUGCAAAUAAUUCAAAUGGAGAUUUUCCACAACCAAUGGAGUUCAUUAAAGUAGAGCCAACAGAUUGUUGUGAUACUGUGGAAGAAAUACUUCCAGAAGAAAAUUUGGAAAUAAAAGAAGAGGAUUUAAGCGAAGAAAUUGAUAUGGAAUUUGCAGAACAGUGUAUAGAUUAUGCAAUAAAAUAUUUGAAGCAACGUAGCAAGACAAAUGUAGUUAAUAGAAUUGUGUUUUUGGAGAAUCUUAAAAAGGACUUACCAACAUUAGAGUGACUUUGGUAUAAGUAUACCAAUGAUAUUUUUUUUAUUUAAUACAAAUUGUAUUAUACAAUAUGUAUUAUAGAAGGCUGUUUUUUGUGUAAAUAAAAUUUUAUAUAAAAUUG